Molecule: messenger RNA, 1688 nt
Organism: Archocentrus centrarchus (flier cichlid)
Lineage: Eukaryota; Metazoa; Chordata; Actinopteri; Cichliformes; Cichlidae
Product: ubiquitin-conjugating enzyme E2 G1-like
Exons: 6
Coding region: 167-676 (169 amino acids)
Source: RefSeq, a predicted model, not a curated record
CUGAGGGCAAAAAUAGCUCAGAAGAUCCUCAGACCACUUUUUUUUUUAACUCAUUGAUGGUGUUAUCUGAGGGAGGAAAACGUGGACGGUGUGUUUUAAAUCUUACCUACCGCUUUUAGCUGUGUUGGCAGAUAGUAGUUCUUACUCGCAAACAUACAUCUGUAAAAUGACGGAACAGUCUUCGCUGUUACUACGUAAACAAUUAGCAGAACUGGUGAAGAACCCAGUGGAAGGCUUUUCUGCUGGGCUGGUGGACGAUGAUAACAUUUAUCAAUGGGAAGUGGUCGUUAUUGGACCUCAAGACACAUUAUAUGAAGGAGGUUUUUUCAAAGCCAUCUUAACUUUUCCUCGGGACUAUCCACUGAAGCCUCCUAAGAUGAAGUUUGUCACAGAAGUCUGGCAUCCAAAUGUGGCAAAAAAUGGCGAGGUUUGCAUUUCCAUCCUGCAUGAACCUGGUGAGGACAAGUAUGGCUAUGAGAAGCCUGAGGAGCGCUGGCUACCAAUCCAUACAGUGGAGACCAUCAUGAUCAGUGUCAUCUCCAUGCUGGCAGACCCCAAUGUAGAUUCUCCUGCCAAUGUGGAUGCAGCUAAGGAGUGGAGAGAGGAUCCUGCAGGAAUUUUUAAGAAAAAGGUGGCGCGCUGUGUGCGAAAAAGUCAAGAAAUGGCUUUUGACUAAGGCGUCACUCUGAUCAUCUUCUGUUGGAGCUGGAUGUGGCGUGUGCUUCCAGCCAGAGACGGCUGGCAGAACUUCACAAUUCUUGACCAGUGAACAAACACAAAAACAAAGCUGAAAAUUAGAAUUUUGAUACCAUUUUUGUUUGGUAGUUAUUUAUGAAUAUUGCUGGAUGGCAGUGAAAUUUAUGCUGCCAAAACAGUAUUUUUAAAUCAUUGCUACUUAAAGGAGAAAAAAAAAAACUACUGCAUUAUCAGCAUUUCAUUCACAGGACAGUUACAGUCAGGUUGUGUGGUAUGUGUACUUAUUGAAUUUGACAAUACACUGCUCCCAUUUAGAGUGAUUUUCCAAGUAAAUAUAUUCAUUAAUAUCAUGAAAAUCACCCUAAAUAUUAAGUAGUGAUGUUACAUUCAGUGUAAGGAACCAUCAGAUUUUGGACAAAGUAUCUGGAUAAUUGCACCUUUCUCUAAAGUUUAUUUUAUAUGAAACUAUUUAUUUAGAGUGAGGCUAUUUGAGAUGCUUGUUAGAAUUUUUUUUUUUUUUUGGGCCUGCCACACUGAGCCAGUCACUGUAUGCAAUGUUGCAGUAAUUGCUGUCUUUGAGCAGAUGGAAAUCCAGAAACAUAAUUUCCUUUUUCUCAAGUGCUUCGUCUUUCCUUGUUGGUAAAAUUGAACACUGCCUUAACUUUGACAGCCAGGAAAAAGAAACCUGUAAAAUCUGUAUUUCAAGAAUUUUUCCUGAUUUUUUUUUUUUUUCUUUCUAAUUAAGGAAAAAAAACCUUGAAUAAACCAAAGAAUAAUAAAUCAGAUUUUUUAUGAACACUCUUAUCCUUGUGAUUGCAUAUGUAAAGUGUAUUCUCUCAUUCCUAUGGAAGACGUCACAGUUUAGCAGGACUUUUACUACCUCCUACAGAAGUUUAUAUGGAACAGCAUUUUUUUUUUAAUGGUUACAGUAGCAUGAAUAUUGUUUCAUUAAAUGGAGUUGUAUUCAUUUGAAUAAAGUUGUGUGGAAACUC